Molecule: messenger RNA, 423 nt
Organism: Lactuca saligna
Lineage: Eukaryota; Viridiplantae; Streptophyta; Magnoliopsida; Asterales; Asteraceae
Source: the annotation of a GenBank genome assembly
AUGUCGCAAGGUUCGUCUGCCGGCGUAACCGGAAACAUAACAUCCGGUGGUAAUGUUCAUGUAAGAUCAGGAGGUAUUAUUGGAGCCAAUGUUACAAUUGGUCAAUCCACAAAGAGAGAGAGGAUAGCGACUACAAUGCUUAUGGACAUGUGGUUCUAUUUAUAUAAGGAUGAUGAAGAGGGAUUAGCCACCAUAAACCACCUCUUUGAACUCUCCUGCAAAAAUCCCGCAACUUUGUUGCCAAUCAGGAAACAUUCGCUUGUGAUUGCCAACUAUUGUGAGGACAAAGCUCUUGUGCAACAUGAUUUAAUGAGAACACUCUGCCUUCGAUUGUAUCGGCGCUAUCUGAACAUCUUGGUGAUUGGAGAGGAAAACCUCUUUAGUGGCGUGAAACUGUCUCCGGCCACCGAUCGAUUCCUCUGA